Molecule: messenger RNA, 324 nt
Organism: Didymodactylos carnosus
Lineage: Eukaryota; Metazoa; Rotifera; Eurotatoria; Philodinida; Philodinidae
Source: the annotation of a GenBank genome assembly
AUGGACGGAGCCGGUGGAAGCGGAGGUUUUGAUCCGUGCGAGUGUAUUAUUAGUCAUGAAGGCGCGAUGCAACGACUUAUAUCUAUGCUUCGUAAUGCUCAAACAACUUGCACUGAUAGUGAAUGUUUCACUGGUUCACUUCCUGGUACAACACCAACACCGGAGCGCAAUACGACCAUGUGGAUGAUGUUUAUUGCUUGGGUUGGAAUUGCAUUUUUGUUAUUCAUUUUUCGCCCUCGUUCAUUACAAUCAAACAGAGAUUUAGAUAAAUCAUCGAAUCAGGGUCCUCGUCGUCAAGAUCCCCCUGGCCCCGAAGUACAAUGA